Molecule: messenger RNA, 5899 nt
Organism: Manduca sexta (tobacco hornworm)
Lineage: Eukaryota; Metazoa; Arthropoda; Insecta; Lepidoptera; Sphingidae
Gene: qin
Product: RING finger protein 17
Molecular function (GO): zinc ion binding
Source: RefSeq, a predicted model, not a curated record
GAGCUUAUGUAUAUAUGCAUGAGUUUAAAAACGUGGACGUCUAGACUCUAGUCUAGUUCUCUGGUCUAGUUUAUUUGUCUUUUAUUUCUACCGAAUUUGUUUUCACAGCAAAUAAUAGUUUGUUUUUCCUACAUAGUGCGUAACGCUUUUGUUUACAACUAAUAACUAUUUGUAAAUGGAUAAAAUAACAAAAGUAUGCGUAUCUCUUUUAUAAGCAUUGAAUUGGUCUGCAAUUCUCAAGUAUAAAAACCGGCAUCGGUUUGUUACUAUUUUCAACAAUGGACAAGGUUCGAAAAAUUUGUCCCAACUGCAGUCAACUCUAUAGCUAUCAAUCUACAUCCCAGGCUGACAAGAAUAAUUUGCCAUUAUUUCUAUCAUGUGGACACUCUAUGUGUGAGAAAUGCAUCAGAAAUAUAAUGAAGUUCGAAGAACCCAUAGAAUGUAAAGUGUGCCACCAAGACACUGAAGUACCAGCAUCCAGUCUUAAUUUACUGGCUUUGAAUCACAAUCAUUUCUAUGAAAUAUUUCCUGUCAAUGUAUACUUGUUGGGAGAAUUGGCACUAAACCUCAUUCAAAAUCCCUCUAAAAAAGUCAAUCAACCAGAUGAAGAGUUCUAUAUUAAUCUUCGAGGCCUGUUGCAAGAUAAUAACCAAGGGAGGUGCAUGGAAUGUCAACAAUGCACAUCAAAAAUGUGUCGUCAAUGUGCCACAAUCCUCUGUGAAACAUGUUUCAACAAAAGUCACAAAAAUUUCAUAAUAUUCAAAAACCAUUUUCUACAAAAUAUAGAGCCACAUGUGGAAACCAAAUAUUGUAAAAUGCACAAAGAAAAACCGCUGGAAUAUUACUGCAAAGACUGUUCCAAGACUAUAUGUAUGGACUGCAUGAUUGUGGGUGGUGACAAAUCAUGCAAAAAUCACAAUGUUGUCUCUACAAGCGAAAAUCUUGAUGAUAUUUUGACUGAACUAAAAGGCGUCGCCCCAAAAGUUAAUGAGACAUUCAAAAGACUCACAAAAACUGCAGUAAAUGUUGGAAAUUUAUUGCACAAUAUUUCAAAUGAAAUCGGUUCUCAGUCCCAUCUGCCACAAACAAUGGCCAAUGUUGAACACCAUUUUUCAAAACUUUUUCAUAAAAUACAAAAACACAAACAGGAAGUAAUUGACAUUGUUGUCACACUGAAAAACUCCGAGAAGGAAUCUCUAGAAACUGCCAAAAGUGAUAUUACAGAAGCCAUAAAAAAAGCCCAUAAAGUUAUGAAAACUCUUGAAUCAACCGAGGAUCCACAAAAAUUGUCGCAAUUGAAUCUCUGGUCGCUUUUGGAGGAAACUAAACAAAUAGCGGAAGCACCGUGGUACUUAGACAAAGACGAAGAUAAGGAUAAGUUGAAAAUCGCUGUCAAUGAAGACUUGUGCAACUUAAUAGCGGAUUACAUGAGUUUAGAAGGCAAUGUCAAAUCUGUGUAUAAACUCCGCACUACUGCUGAAUUGGGUGACAUAGAAAUACCGCCACCGCCGCCGGCGCCUGUGUACCCGCCGGAGAUGCCUAAAGAUGUCCGUCAGAAACCAGCACAAAAGGUAAACACAGUAUGUGAGAAGGAUGUCCAGAAGGGUCCCGCGUUUUUCAAAGCGCCGCCGCACUACCGCAGCAAGAGCGGUUCGGUGACGUCGCUCAACUCUUACAGCAGCGACUCGUCUAGCAGGAGUUACCAAACACAAAAAGACCCACCACACAGAAACAUGCAAAUGUAUGCGGACAUGUACAAAAGGCAGGUAGUGCAACCCGUUCAGCCAUUCGCUGACAGCCACCAUCCGAAGCAACUUAAUGAAGGGACUCAAGAAUUAAUAUACAUUUCUCAUAUAAUAAGCCCACAUGAUUUCUACGUACAAAGAGCUUGCCAUCAAAACUUGGUGAAGGAAAUGCUUCGUGAAUUCAAUAACGCAAAAUCUUUACCGCAACCUACUUUAAAUCACGCAGUGGAAGGUAAAGUAUAUUUAGCGUUCAAUAAAGCGGAUAACAUGUGGCAAAGAUGCCGAGUCAUGAGCGUGGACCGGAAAGACCCCAAGAAUCCAAUAUAUCACGUGUUCUGCUUAGACUUCGGCAGUUCGGAGAUUGUCACCAGAGAUAAGUUGCGACUUCUGCCUCCUGCAAGAGUGCAGUAUCCACACGCGUUAGCGAUCAACUGCGCAUUGGCCAACUGCGAGCCAAGAGCUGGGGCUUGGACCAACGACGAUGCUUAUUUGAUACAGAAAAUUAUUGAUAAUAAACAAGCCGUUAUUCACGUUCGUCGCGUGCACUAUAACUCCAAUGGUUCCAUGAAGUUGGAGUGUGACGUCACGACGUACGAAGAUGGCGUCAGUGUAGCGCACGCGCUCGUGUUCCACGAACGCGCGCGUAUGCCACAACCAAAACUCUCUUACCCCGUCCCAGUCGGCAUAAGAGAAAAACGCAAAUUGUUCAUUAGUAGCAAUGACUUUAAACACAAAGCUGUGGAAGAGGUAUACAUAACAUGUAUCGUAAGCCCAGAUAAAUUUUUCGUCAGAAAGCAACAUCUCCAGAGCGUGUAUGAAAAGCUUUGCGAAGAUUUAGAACAGGAAUACGGCUCGAAUGCUAACACAGGAACUGUUUAUUUGCCUGAAGUUGGCAUGGCGGUGGCGGUCCGGCUGCCGCAGUCGGAGGCGGGCGCGGGCGGCGCGUGGGCGCGCGGCGCGGUGCAGGCGCUGGCGGGGCGCGCGCGCGUGCGCGUGCUGCUGCCCGACGUGGGCCACGUGGCCGUGCUGCACUACUCCGCGCUGCGACACCUGCACCGGCACUUCACCACCGUCGCCGCGCUCGCGACGGAAUGUCACUUGUCCGGCGUUACGCCACUGAAUAAAAAAUGGAGCGCGAGCUCAGUGGCUCUCAUGCAGAAGUUUGAAGACCGUUUUCUAGAGCUUCACGUAGAAGACAACCGCAACCGCGACUCCAUUGGCGUGACUCUCUAUGAUAAAUCAGACUCGGAGAACAUUAUAUGCAUCAACAAUGAGAUGAUCAAAUAUAAAUUCGCCGUGUCUUUCGGGCUAUUUCAAUUUAAUAAAGACCAUGACUAUAAAGAACAAGUUAUAACCAACAAACAUCCUCUACAAGAUAAUAUACCUGCACCUAAACAGAAGAAAGAUAAAAUCACUAUAAUGAAAAGAGACAUGCCUAAAAAAGUCCAUAAAGAAGAUUUACAGGCAAAAGAUAAAGGCCCUCUAAGAUUAGAAGCGAAAGUUUUAUACUAUCAGUCACCUUCGUUAAUUUACGUUUCGUUAGUUCAUCAACAAAAAACAUUCAAUGAACUCUUUGAAAAAAUGCAAAAGUAUUAUGCGAAAAAUAAAACAGUUGGCAAAGAAGGUUGGAAAGUGGGUGACAGAUGUUGCACAAUUUGCAAUCAGUCCCAAACAUGGCGCCGAGCAGUCAUUCUUGAAUUAGAAGGAGAAAAUGCUAAAAUAUUUUACAGUGAUUUCGCUUUCAUAGAAACCAUUCCGAUAGCCAACCUCAGAGAGCUCUCAUCAGAAUUCGCAUCCAUAGGUGAUGCAGCCAUUAAGUGUCAUGUUUGCGGCGUCAUACCCGCUGUAGGCGAAGAGUGGCCUUCACUCACCAAGGAGUACCUAAAAGAACUCCUUGACGCUUACAAAAGAGUCUUUAUUACUAAGCUGGGUAAUUUUAAAAACAAAAGUAUGCCUAUCGAAAUAUGGGUAUACCAUACAGUACAAGGCGGAGCCUUAGAACCCAACCAGUCGGAGUGGCGAUGCCUUAAUAAGAAAAUCAUCGACCAAGGCUUGGGCGUCCCGGACAAAUCUCAAGAGGUAACACCUACCGAAAAUAAUGAAGAAAACGACGAAAUGUUGUCGUUCUUGAAUGUGCAAGGUUCAGUGCACGAUUGGUUGCAAUUGGAACCCAUGCCAAUGAAGCCUUUAAUCAAAUCUGUUUCUGACAGCGAGUCCAAUACAUCCACACCCGUGGAUCUCGCAGAAGACGAUGAAGGACCAGAAGCUUCGAAUGUUUUGUUCAUAUCCGAUUGGCUACCACCAGAGCCGUUGGCAAAUAAGGAAUUUAUGGCUAUGCCGACGUACAUUGACAACGAUGGUAUAAUUUAUUUACAUGAUAUUAAUCAAGAAGCAACACUGGAGCUCAUAAGUAAAGCACUCGAAGCGUUUAAAAAUCACGACCCUAAAGCAAAAUUCGUAAAGUGGACUGUCGGUGAGCCAUGCGUUGCUCAAUAUUUUUUGGAUAAGCGAUUCUAUCGUGGUAGAAUAAUAUCAGUUAAUGAGGAAGCCUCCACUUGCUUGAUACAAUAUGUCGAUUAUGGAAACGAAGAAGUGUGUGCGUUUACCAACAUCAGGAAAGGCAUUACACUUCACCAAAUUCCAAUUCAAGCACACAAGUGUAUUUUAAGCCGUAUCAAACCAGUGGAAAAUAAAUGGGACCGACUGACUUUGGACUAUAUACACAAAUCUGUUGUUGAAAAGGAAUGUUUUGUUAAAAUAAGUGAAGAAGCAAGUGGUGAUAUCACGCCAAUAGAAUUGAAAUACGAUAAACUCUGGAUUAAUGAUCAUCUUGUCGACUUCGACAUGGCAGUCUAUACAGAUGGCUCAAAACCUGUUGUAAGAAAAUUUGUAGCCAGUAAAAAAAAUAAAGUGUUGGAAACAAUUGUAAACGAAUCUCUUGACUCUGGGCCAGAUUACAUAGUGGAGGACGACAGUGAAAGUACAAGGUCGCAGUCCACUCAGCAAUCAAUUGAUUUACAAUCAAUGCAAGGGAAAGAUUGGGCUCAAAUGCUAGAAGAAGACGAUGAUUCCACUGGCGGGAAUUAUAUCAAGUAUCCCAGCCAUAGCGAUACAGAAUUAAAAUGUAACAUAUGCCUGAUUAACGAUCCUAACUUAUUGGAACUCAGUGUAAUUCACGAUGAAGAUACAGCUAAAGAAUAUGACAAAAUGUUUAAAGAAGUUGAUGCUGGCGCAACUAAUAUUCCAAUUAAUGGCAUAUUAGAAAAUAAAGCAUGUAUCGCUCUUUUCCCUGAAGACAAUAUAUGGUACAGAGCUUCAAUCUUGCAAUAUAGUGAGAGCCAAAAUAAGAUAAAAGUUAGAUUUGUUGACUAUGGUAAUAUAGAUAUUGUUUCUUUAGCUGACGUAAGAGAAAUUAAUGAAGAGUGGGCUAAGUUGCCACCUGCAACUGUUACUGCACGGUUAUAUGGAAUAAAACUAAAUCCUGAUGUCAAAAUAAAUGACAUUACACAAGAGUACACAAACAUAUUGCUGGACAAAGGACCAUUUGAUGCAUCAAUAGUUGACUAUGUUGAUGAAACGCCUCUAGUGGAACUAAGAAGUGAAAAUGGAGACAUCAUUAACGAAAUACUAACUGUUAAUAAUAUCUUUCUUAAGUGCGAUGACUCCGACUUUGCUUAAUCGUACGCAAACAUUCUCGUUAUAAAUGCGAACAUUUAUAGUAUUUGAUGUUUAACUUAAAUCUAUUGGUAGACACUACCUAGAGAUGUGUAGAUAAACAUUCCACCGAAUUGUUUAGUACAUAUUGAACUGUGUUUAGGGCAAAUAUUAAACUGUAGCCUUUAAAUUUAAUAGGUUUUUAAUUUUGCCCAAUUUGUUAUUACUUUAACGAAACUUACCUUAUAAGUUACAUUCUAUGAUUUAAAUUGAUUGUAAGUUAAAAAGAACGUGCUAAAGCACUUUUGUUAAUAUGGCCUAAAAAUAUUAUUGUAACUACAGAGUUGUAACAGUAGCUAUUGGUCAACAUAACCUUUAUGUUCAAUGAUUUAUAAAGAUUAUUCGCAAUUAUUUGAGAACGCUACUAGUUUAUGCUCAUUUCGAUGGCAACUAGGCCUUUGAUGUAAGCAACUUUCGAAAUAAACGUUUCUUUAAAUUAA